UGAGCGCGGCGUGCUGCUUGAGAAGCGAAGGUCAGAGGUCGUGGGGGCAGAAGGCGUUCUUGCGCUGGCCCUUUACACUAUGUAGUGGAAGCGCUGGUUCCCUCUUGCGAAUUCUGGAAGUUUCUCGGGUUCGACCGGGAGCGUGGCCACGGGAUUUCGGGUGUCCGGCUUAGAGGUGCCCGCUGGCCGAGCGGAGUGUUGGCCGGCGCUGCCAUGUUUGGCUGCCUGGUGGCGGGGAGGCUGGUGCAGACAGCCGCACAGCAAGUGGCAGAAGAUAAGUUUGUUUUUGACCUGCCUGAUUAUGAAAAUAUCAACCAUGUUGUGGUUUUUAUGCUGGGCACAAUCCCAUUUCCUGAGGGAAUGGGAGGAUCUGUCUACUUUUCCUAUCCUGAUUCAGAUGGAAUUCCAGUAUGGCAGCUCCUAGGAUUCGUCACGAAUGGAAAACCAAGUGCCAUCUUCAAAAUAUCAGGUCUUAAAUCUGGAGAAGGAAGCCAGCACCCAUUUGGAGCCAUGAAUAUAGUUCGAACUCCAUCUGUUGCUCAGAUUGGAAUUUCAGUGGAAUUAUUGGACAGUCUGGCCCAGCAGACUCCUGUAGGCAGUGCUGCUGUGUCCUCAGUUGACUCAUUCACCCAGUUCACACAAAAGAUGUUGGACAACUUCUACAAUUUUGCUUCAUCAUUUGCUAUCUCUCAGGCCCAGAUGACACCAAAUCCAUCUGAAAUGUUCAUUCCAGCAAAUGUGGUUCUGAAAUGGUAUGAAAACUUUCAAAGACGACUAGCACAGAACCCUCUCUUUUGGAAAACAUAAUUUGAAUAAAAUAAUUUUUAAUGGA
Jaculus jaculus (lesser Egyptian jerboa) is the source of this 832-nucleotide messenger RNA. RefSeq names its product heat shock protein nuclear import factor hikeshi (gene Hikeshi). Lineage: Eukaryota; Metazoa; Chordata; Mammalia; Rodentia; Dipodidae. Gene Ontology annotation, cellular component: cytosol; nucleus. Gene Ontology annotation, biological process: protein import into nucleus. The transcript has 5 exons. The record is from RefSeq and is a predicted model, not a curated record. Gene Ontology annotation, molecular function: Hsp70 protein binding; nuclear import signal receptor activity. The coding region runs from base 214 to 807 and encodes 197 amino acids.